Benincasa hispida (wax gourd) is the source of this 1826-nucleotide messenger RNA. Its product is annotated as PLAC8 family protein. The record is from RefSeq and is a predicted model, not a curated record. NCBI's taxonomy places the organism in Eukaryota, Viridiplantae, Streptophyta, Magnoliopsida, Cucurbitales, Cucurbitaceae.
UUGGUCUCCCGCUGCCGCCGACUCCUUCAUUAUUAUCUAAAAUUCUCUCAUGAAAUUUAAUUUUUACCUUACCAGAAAUUAUAUUUUUAAAUCAAAACCGUUUUUAUUUUUUGAAUUUCAACCAAAAUCCGGUGGGAAAAGGAAAAACGGUGAAUAUUCUGUUGAUGCAUCUAUUAACAGCGGCGGAUUCAAGUGGGGAAUGGGGCGUUAAUUUUGCCGAGUAGAUAGCACUAAUUAUUCAUCUUUUUAAUUUUUUUAUUCUGCUUACGUGGCAACACAUGUACCGUUCUUUUUUUUUUUUAACAUAUAUAUAUAAAAAAAGUUACCUCAUCUGGGUCCCACCAUUAUUGCCCGCCAAUUUAGACCCCAUUUUAAAAACGGAUAAUAUAAUUAUUCAUCCUCACACUCUUUCUCUAACACCAUAAUAAAGAUUAAGAGGCAACAUCCGGACAGAUUAAACGAAUUUUGCAAUUAAUAGUAACGCGCUCUAUCUAUAAUUAUAUUGCUCCUCUUCACGGAUUCUUUUUGGAGAUUUCUUAGCCAUCCCCAAAUAAAACCCUAACUUUCUACUUUUGCGUUCUAAUGGCGGAUUUGGAGAAGCAGGACAGGGUGGUGGUUGGGAAUGGCUUUCUUGGAGAUGAGGAAGAGAAGCUUCUUGAUGGGGUUACAUUAUUGGAUUUCGAUAUGUUGUGUUCUACGGUGGCGAUGCAGACGCAGGGCAAAUGGGCGAAGUUGGAGACUACUGAAGAUGCUGCAACGGGACCCGAAUUCGGUGGGGUUUUCAGGAUGUGGGAAGGUGAACUACUUGAUUGCUACGAUGACCGUCGUAUCGCUAUUGAAUCUGCUUGCUGUCCGUGUCACAGAUUUGGGAAGAAUAUGGGAAGGGCUGGUUUUGGCUCUUGUUUUCUGCAGGGAACGGUUUAUUUAAUUCUUGUUCUUGGUGCCCUGUGCAACUUCAUUGCCUUUUUGGUUUCAAAACGCCAUUACUUUUUAUAUUCGGCAAUUGCUUUCACCAUUUCAACAGUUACAUAUUUGGGGUUCUUCCGCACGCAGAUGAGGAGGAAAUUCAAUAUAAGGGGAGGAGAUAAUUCCUUGGAUGACUGCAUCUACCACCUUAUCUGCCCCUGCUGCGCCUUAUCUCAGGAAUCACGAACGCUGGAAAUGAAUAACGUUCAAGAUGGCACAUGGCACGGUCGGGGCGACACAAUAUGUAUUGGUAGUUAUGGUGAUGCCAGUCGAAUCGUGGAGCUAAACCCACCUCCUCCUGUCUCAACCAAAAUGCCUGAACCCUGUGGCAUUCUAAAGGAUGUGGCAAAUCAUAAUCAUUCUUGAACCUGUGUGUGCAUGUAGAAAGACGUGGGUAGCUCUGCUUACGACAUGCUUUUGAGAUUCUCCAUCUGAUAUAUUACUGAAGAUAACACGAGAAUCUGCCAUGUUUCGGCAACUUUGCCCUCAAGCUCAAGUGAUGAGGGUUCAGAAAUUGGAGCUGCUGCUGCUGCUUUACUCUUGGGGUGUUGCCUUUCAGGACUGGUUUAGGCUGCACUUGGUGCAAUGGAGAUGUGGUUUCGGAGGUUGGGGGGGGGGGGGGGGGGGGGUUGAAAAUGACUCCUUUCUUGAACGAAGAUUUUCUUUUAUUUAUUUUUUCUUUUUCUUUAUUUUUAUCUUAUGUUAUUCUACCACUGUGUAAAGACCCACGAUAGCAUGUUCAGGUCGUUAAAACAACACUUGAAAACUUGUAUAUACCAUGCCAGAAUUUUAUGUAUCAAUUAGAUGAAUGCAGCCCUUGAACAUCUGGCUGUUUUGAUAAUUUAUUCCUCUUAGAACCA